This is a messenger RNA of Mycena indigotica, 4152 nucleotides long. Its product is annotated as VPS13 domain-containing protein. The record is from RefSeq and is a predicted model, not a curated record. The coding region runs from base 1 to 4152 and encodes 1383 amino acids. The transcript has 19 exons. NCBI's taxonomy places the organism in Eukaryota, Fungi, Basidiomycota, Agaricomycetes, Agaricales, Mycenaceae.
AUGCCGCUCCCUCAUUUAUUCAAGAGGCUGAGUGAGAAGAGCCUCAAGAAACGCAAUCGCACUCAAUCUUCCAGUUCAAGUAGUGCCGAUGCACCUCCCAUGCCAAGAACCGCCGCCAGCGAAAAGUCGUUCGGAGAGGUCAUCUCUGGAGGCAGCACAAGGUCACUGACGCUUAACGGCCAUAGUGUCGAACAACAACUUCCCCCACUCCCACCUCUUCCACUCAACGGCUACAUGUUGCCGUCCGGCCCGCCUCCGCCGCCCGCCAUCGAGCUCGACAUUCCCCAGGACGAGCUCUCCAUAUCAUUGCAAGCAGCCUGGAAAUCUGCCAAUACCGAUCCCAAGCAAAGCAAGGCAGACAAGUUACUGCAGAAGGCAGAGAAUGGGAUAACCGGUGCCAUGGCAGCGCAAGCCAAAGGUGUGGUAGUUGUGACGGCAGUCAAGGCAGGGCUCAAUGCGGUUGGUGGACUGGAGGGAAUCGAGAAAGGCAUCAACGCCCUAAUGGAGGGCAUGCCGGUCCUCAUGAGUGCUUUGGAUGAGCUGACGAAGCUUCACCCAUUUGUCGGAGUCGCGGUCAUGGCCUUCAAAGCUGUUUGGGCGUUGGAAAUGAAGCGCCGACAAAAUGACCAGAAAAUACUGGCCCUCCAUGUAGAGAUGAAAGACAUGAUGGGUGUUUUGACACAGCUCAAGUCCGUCAAGGAUGCAGAUGCUGUAGCGCCUGAUGGCUCUACUAUCAAGGGACGAAUGCAAAUUAUCAUCGAAAACACUGCGAAAGACAUCAAGGCCUGUGCCAAUGCCUGUGAUGCAUAUGUCAAGAAAAAACUCGUUGUCAAGGUCCUCAAGGGGCCUAUUUGGGAGGGAAAGCUGGCAGCAUUUGCGGGCACUUUCACCAAACGAAGAUCCGAAUUCGAAUUCGCCAUGUCGAUCCACACGGCUCUUGGUGUCGAUGCUGCGAACCGCGCCAUCAGCUUAGUCGAUGAGACCACUCAAGCCAUGAACCAAAAAAUGGACUUAAUGAUGAAGAUGUUUUCCCAGAUGAUAAGCCCAGAACAAAAGGAAAUGUCAAGGCUCAUCGACCAGAAAGGCGGUCCUUCGUGUGUUGACAACGAGAGGGUACUGAAGGAACUCAACGACUUCGAAAACAAGUCUUCAAGCGCGCAAAGAGCGGUUGGCAGUAAACUCGGAGCCAAAAGUGGUGACCUGGACGACCUCAAAGACGACCUACAUGCCAAUCCGGACCAAGCCAUCGAAGCCAACAUGGAACAGUUCUCCCGCAAAUUUGCUAUCCAACAACGUCAGAUUUUGGAUGAAAUUUCCCGAGUCGUCGAAAGACAGGGAGACAGGAUCAUUGGCGCAGUUUUAGCUGGACCCGGCGACCGCAUUGUGGAUCCAAAUAUUCAUGCAGUCUGGAAAGAAAUGGGGUGGAAAGGAAGUGUUAAAACCCGCCAUUUUGUCAUGGCUCUUCGAGAUCAUUUCCAAGAGGACCACAAGAACCAAAACACUCUCAAUCUCCCUCAAAGAGUGGCUGAAGAGACUGAGGAUGGCAAGCCUAAAUCCGAAGUCGUGCCUCCCUUGGCCCAGGAAGAUGAAUGGACUCUGGAAUUCAUCAAUGUAGUUCGUCUCCAAGCCAUAUCAGAGGCUUUUGAUGACGACGCUUCUGGGUUCGUCACUAUUGCAGAGGUUAACGCCUUCACGACGGCUCGGCCUCUGGACUGGAGCCUGGCACGUUGGAUUGCCUAUUGGUCAGUAGGCCAUCAUCAAGCAAUGCAGGAGUAUGCGAACAAGAUCAACGGGUUGAUUGGGAAACUGUUUGCGAUUUUACCUCGUAUCUUGCCUGCCAACAAAUCCGCCGCCGACGAGUACCUCACGACAGUUUAUUGGGGUGUGCACACGAUUGUCCGUUCUCUGAGCUAUGCCUUUAUCAACCCUGGUUUGCAAGAAAAGUUUAAAUCAUACGUUGCCUCCGAGGAAGAACGAAUCAAAGGAAAUCUUGAGGCUGUGAAAUACGAUAUCGACGCUAGCGACACCUUGGAGCUUGUUACAGGCGAAGGCCGAAUCGAAAGAUAUGCACUCCCCAUGAUAUACCUAUUGCUAGAGAAACAUCUUGAAAUUUUCCGCGUUUGCCAAACCCGUGUUGUCCACGCUGACGAGCUUUGGGAUGCGGCAGAUACGGUCAGCUGGGUGCUAGGCGCUGUCGCAACUCGCCUGGAACUCUUGAGAUCUAUCUUCAAGCAGCAGAAACUCGACUUGACCCAACAAUUCAAAUCGUUCUCGUUCGGAAUGUACGAAUAUCUCAACGAACCAGAUCUACUCUGGGCCGCCAAGAUCGUGCAAGAAACUGAAUUCGUAGACUACAGCUACGAGGAAAGUGUGGAGUCCCCGCUUCCUGAGCUUGAAAAAAUUCUCAACUAUCCGAUGGACAUGGACGAGCUCGACUAUGCUGCCUAUGCGCUGUCUCCGCCAUCUGCCAAGGUUAACGACGCGACAGUGACCCACAUCCUACCCGCUCUCACACAGCUCCUUUCAUCUCGCUGGCACGGAUUUCUGUUCCAGCCAGCAACGGCACGUUACCCCAGCGCAGGAAUGGUCUCCAUGACACUCGUGCCAACCUUCGUCGACGGUCAAGUCCAGCAUUUCACCGCUUCAGAACGUGCAAACAAGGCAGAAUUCGAACUUGUUGGGGAAUGCCACGUUCAGGACGACAAAAUAUCUAUCACAUUCAAGCGCACGUUCUCUGCCCGUUUCUCGACGCAAUUCUAUAAUGGUAUCUGGAAUACAGAAACAAACACCUUGAGUGGUACUCUUGGGUUUGAGGAGGACGUUUCGACGCAUUUUGGAGCGUUCUCGUUCAAGCAGUUAGAGCCAGAGUAUGUCUGUUAUAUGCCCGCGCCAGUCGACCUCGAGCCACCAGCCAAUGAUGGGGGAGAUCCGCUCGGAGAGAAUGCCAAGGCUCGCGCCUUGUGGUCAUUCGCCAUAUCUUCUGUGCUUUUCCAGGUCCGCCGAGAUCACUGGUCGUGGUCACUGUUCAAGGAGCGGAGGGACAACAGGAAACGCUUCAUCGAGUUGCAAAUCCGAUCUGGACAAGCCAGCCAUGCGUUCGGAAAGGAGCUGGGAAGCGCAGAGUGGGAUGAACUGUCGAAGCUGAAAAAGUCUUUCACCACAAACGACUCCAGAUUUUACCAUUCGCUGGCCGAGAUGCAAAUUCGCGCGACGACAAACCAUAAUUCUAGCUGCGACAGCUGUGGAGGCGCUAUUGGAGGCGCGAGACUGAGCUGUCUUGUCUGUCAGAUGAAAGAUUCAUGGAAUACAGUCGACUUUGAUGACUCUCCUGCCUGCAUGGCUGGCCGUGUCAACCGUGAUGAUAUGCAAAAGCCGCAUUAUCCUCAUCACGACCUCAUCAAACUACGUCGUGUUCUGCACAUUCGGGAAUUCGGCAAGGCCUUCCGAAACGCCAAAGCAGCUUUAGAGAAAGCGAGGGGCAUAUUCAAGGCUGCUGGGAUUGAAACCAAUGACAGCGGCGAUGGCGAUGAUGAGGAACAGCCAAGCGAGGCUCCAACGGCUCAAAUACACUCUUUGAUCACCCAACUAUCGAUAACCAUUCCAAAUGCUCCAACUGCUGGUGCCCCGUUGUCUGCUGUCUCGGUCGCAAAGUCACGUGCCGAACCCCUUCCCAAAGGGCCCAAGUGUGCCAAUUGCAGCAAGGCACUGACGAUGCCCUGUUGGUUCUGUGUCCAAUGCACCGAGGAGACGUUCAUCUGCUGGGAAUGCGAUGCCAAGGGCGAAUCAGGCAUAUCGUCGCUGCUGGAGAAGAACGAGCAUACCCAUAAUUUCUUUGCGCAUGACCUUGUGCGGGUGCAGGAAGCGGUGGAAGACAAGGACUUGACGAUGGAAGAGAGGAUUGGGGCUUUGGAGGAUGUUUUCAAGGCGCACGAGCAGACGGUGGGCGAUAGGCUGACGAGGAUGGAGAAGACUGUGGAGGAGAGGAUGGCGCGGGUUGAGAUGUUGCUGGAGAAACUUGUGGCGAAUUACAAGGAAACAACACUUGUUGUUUAUCGGUCUUCUUUAUGCGCAUACAUGGAACAUCUUAUACGCGAAGUUCAGGUGCAAUACGCGAAUGGAUAUAUUAAGGUCAAUAGUAGCAAGGUUAAAUAA